This is a messenger RNA of Emericellopsis atlantica, 1452 nucleotides long. Its product is annotated as C-5 sterol desaturase. NCBI's taxonomy places the organism in Eukaryota, Fungi, Ascomycota, Sordariomycetes, Hypocreales, Bionectriaceae. Gene Ontology annotation, biological process: lipid biosynthetic process. The record is from RefSeq and is a predicted model, not a curated record. The coding region runs from base 246 to 1280 and encodes 344 amino acids. Gene Ontology annotation, molecular function: oxidoreductase activity; iron ion binding. The transcript is spliced from 4 exons.
CAUACUCCCAGCCGAACGGCAGCCAACGCGGCACCAGAAGCACUGGCCUUCUUCCCUUAUCGUACGAGGCGCGCCGAGACAGGCAGGCAACCAUUGACGCUCCAGUCGCUAGUAGGACAUUGUGCUGGGACCUAUCAUCUGCUGCCUGGAACUUGGAAGUAUAUCGCCUCGUAAAUCGCCCAUUGUGUGCACGCUCGACCGCACUUUCUCCAUUCCAAAGUCUAGCAGGAAUUCUCACUGCAAUAAUGGACAUUGUUCUCGAAGUCGUGGAUCACUACGUGGCGGAUCGCAUCUAUGCAUGGGCUUUGCCAAUACAGCAAUUACCCUUUGACGCCUACAGCAACUACGGCAAUGGCACCAUCCAGCGUACGUCGAACUGGGAGUAUAGACCGAGCACGCAUCUGUUCCACCUCGAGCCUGCGGCACAAGCAUACGAAAGCGUCUGGUCAAGAGACAACGUUUGGCGUCAGAUGUUCACACUCUUCUUCCUGGGAUGGGUGUUUGCCAUGGUAAACUACUUCUUCUUCGCCACACUUUCGUACGUAUUCGUCUUCGACAAAGCCACAUUCAAGCACCCCAAGUAUCUCAAGAACCAAAUCCGCCAGGAAAUCAAGAAAGCACUGAUUGCCAUGCCUGGGAUCUCAGUUCCCACGUGUAUGGUCUUCCUGCUCGAAGUUCGCGGCUAUACUCGCCUAUACGGGCACACAGCAGAAGGCCCAGGGGCAUGGUACGACUACGCGCAGAUCUUCUUCUUCAUCUUGUUCACCGACGCGCUCAUCUACUGGAUUCAUCGCGGCCUCCAUCACCCCAGGAUAUACAAGUGGCUUCACAAGGCGCAUCACAGGUGGAUCAUGCCGACCCCGUACGCGAGUUAUGCUUUCCACCCGUUGGAUGGGUUUGCGCAGUCUGCGCCCUACCAUCUGUUUCCGAUGCUCUUCCCGAUGCACAAGUUCGUCUUCAUUACGGCGUUUAUGUUUGUGAACCUGUGGACGAUUAUGAUCCACGAUGGCGAAUACAUCACAGACAACCCGGUCAUUAACGGGUCUGCCUGCCACUCUGCGCAUCAUCUCUACUUCAACUACAAUUACGGCCAGUUUCUCACAGUCUGGGAUAGGCUUGGCGGCAGCUACCGAAAACCAGAUGCUGAGUGGUUCGACAAACAGACGAAGAUGUCAGAGAAGACCUGGCAGUCAGGCGUCAAGGAGAUGGAGCGUCUCCAAAAGGUGGUAGAGGGCGAUGACUCGAGGGAGUAUUCGACCGCAGAAAAGAAGCUGCAGUGAUCUGUCUGUUGUGGUACCACCCGUACAAUUUAUUUCGCGAGUCUGAUCGGAGUUAAGAAAGCUUCUGACGAUAAUCCAAUUAACGUAUAUAUUCUCACCAAAAGGCCAUCCCCGGCCGCCCGCAGACAAAUCAAGUUUAGAUAAUACCGCCAAUGGCAAUGCAGGGGAGACC